UCGCGGGUCCCCGGCGUCCUGCUCGGGCCAACCAGAGUCCUUGUUUCAGCGUGUGCCUCUGGCCGAGCGCUCUCCUCACCACGGUCCCCCUGCGCGUUUGGCUGCGGCGCUCCCGGCGCGCCCCCUCCUCAGAUGGCGGCGGAGAUCCAGCCCAAGCCGCUGACCCGCAAGCCGAUCCUGCUGCAGCGGGUCGAGGGCUCCCAGGAGGUGGUGAAUAUGGCUGUACUCGUUCCCAAGGAGGAGGGCGUCAUCAGCGUCUCGGAGGACAGGACAGUUCGUGUAUGGUUAAAGAGAGAUAGUGGACAAUAUUGGCCAAGCAUAUAUCAUGUGAUGCCUUCUCCAUGUUCAUGCAUGUCUUUUAAUCCGGAAACAAGAAGACUGUCCAUAGGUCUAGACAAUGGUACAAUCUCAGAAUUUAUUUUAUCAGAAGAUUAUAACAAGAUGACUCCUGUGAAAAACUAUCAAGCACAUCAGAGCAGAGUGACGAUGAUCCUGUUUGUCCUGGAGCUGGAGUGGGUGCUGAGCACGGGACAAGACAAGCAGUUUGCCUGGCACUGCUCUGAGAGUGGGCAACGCCUGGGAGGUUAUCGCACCAGUGCUGUGGCCUCGGGCCUGCAAUUCGAUGUUGAAACCCGGCAUGUGUUUAUUGGCGAUCAUUCGGGCCAAGUAACCAUCCUCAAGCUGGAGCAAGAAAACUGCACCCUGGUCACAACAUUCAGAGGACAUACAGGUGGGGUGACUGCUCUCUGCUGGGACCCGGUCCAGCGAGUUUUGUUCUCAGGCAGCUCUGAUCACUCUGUAAUCAUGUGGGACAUCGGUGGGAGAAAAGGAACUGCCAUCGAGCUCCAAGGACACAAUGACAAAAUCCAGGCCCUCUCCUAUGCACAGCACACACGGCAGCUCAUCUCAUGUGGCAGUGAUGGUGGCAUAGUCAUCUGGAACAUGGACGUGGAGAGGCAGGAGACCCCUGAAUGGUUGGACAGUGAUUCCUGCCAAAAGUGUGAUCAGCCUUUCUUCUGGAACUUCAAGCAAAUGUGGGACAGUAGGAAAAUUGGCCUAAGACAGCACCACUGCCGCAAGUGCGGGAAGGCCGUCUGCGGCAAGUGCAGCUCCAAACGUUCCUCCAUCCCCCUGAUGGGCUUCGAGUUUGAAGUGAGGGUCUGUGACAGCUGCCACGAGGCCAUCACAGAUGAAGAACGAGCGCCCACGGCCACUUUCCACGACAGCAAACACAACAUUGUGCAUGUGCAUUUUGAUGCAACCCGGGGAUGGCUACUGACUUCGGGAACUGACAAGGUUAUUAAGUUGUGGGAUAUGACCCCAGUAGUAUCUUGAUGACACACCCAGGCAUCUGAAAGAUAGUAUUUACUCAAGAAUGAUUGUUCUAAUCCAAAUCGUUACUGGAGCAGUAAAGCAGUCGUGUGAAAGGAGAGAAACUGAAGAAACUAGCUGAGUUUGCAUAUUACCUGCACACAAGUGGUGAGCCAGUGAAUGAACACUUGGAGGGGACUCUUUCAACUUGUUCAUACAAUAUAAAAGAAGAUAUUUUUUUAACAAAUGGUUUGUACAAUCUGGCUUGCUGCAUUGUUUGAGUAUACUGUAAACUCUGUGUGGGGUGUUUAAUUUUUAAAUUUUCAACACUUCAUUUUAGUUGUUGUUUUGUGUGUUGGAGAAAUGAGGGAAAUGUCUGUUCAGGGUAUUUUUGGUCAUUUUAAAGCAGUUUCCAUGUUUUCUUCAUGUGGGCACAGGUCACCGGGUCAGCAACUUUUUCUUCUCUAUGUAUCUACUCUCACCUUCAUCUGCUUUCCACCAGAGUGUAUGUGUUUACACUGCUUAUAAACAGUUUCUGCUUUCCUAGAAAUCCUCUUCAAUUGAGAGAUUUGGAAAACCGUUCAUGUGGAUUUACCAACUGACUUCUUGAAUCACUUGAAGAACGAUGUGUAAUGUGUAACUUAUUCAUGUUCUUAUAUUGAGUAGAAAUAACCUGGUGUUUCUGCCUCCGUUUUUCUCUUUCUUUCCCAUAUUAAAAAAUGCCAUGAGAAAGCUGUUCCCAGCCAUUGUCAUCAUGGGAGUAGAUGAUUAUAACUCAGAGCUUCAAGUAUCAGUGCCUGGAUCGUUUCUAAUUCAAUUGGAGCCUUCUGAGCCUUCCAUGUUUUAUGUUUUAGUUUUAUUGACACAGCUCUCCCUCACUUGUAUUAAUAACAAACAAAAUCCUAUGUCCUUAAAAAAAAAAGUGUCUUUAAGCUCUGUUUUUGUGUGUGAUGUCACCUCUGACCUUGACCAUGUUCAUUAUGUGAGGUUGAAUCCUGUUCUAUUCCUCACCAUCUGUAUUUUCUCCCCCUUUAAAAACUAGAACACUUUGCACACUUAUACCAAAACUGUGUGAUCUGAGACAUAAAAAGGUACUGAAUCUUACAGCUCAUGAUGUCUUCCUGUUGGAAAUGUAAAAAAGGGCGUUAGAAAAUCAGUCUGAAGAACUCUGAUUUUAAGGGAAUCCAGUCAAAUUUGAUAGAAGUGAAAUAUUCUGUGUUUUAGUGACUCAUGACAUUUAAGCCCUUUUUUAAAACCUUAUUUUCACCUAUAAAAAUAGAAUUUAAAUGAGUGGGCAAGCAUGCGUUAUGUGCCUGCCCCAUUCUAAGCAUGUUACAUGGUAUCACCUCAUCAACCCUCACCUGUUGGGGGGUUUUGUUGGAUCACUAAGUCUCUUGGGGAUUACUACCAGGUUAAAUAAAACUUUGCAGGUAAACAUACGAAUUACUUGCUCAUUCUCUCCAAGUCCUA
Molecule: messenger RNA, 2781 nt
Organism: Myotis davidii
Lineage: Eukaryota; Metazoa; Chordata; Mammalia; Chiroptera; Vespertilionidae
Gene: WDFY2
Product: WD repeat and FYVE domain containing 2
Exons: 12
Coding region: 133-1335 (400 amino acids)
Molecular function (GO): protein binding; metal ion binding
Source: RefSeq, a predicted model, not a curated record